Messenger RNA from Aspergillus neoniger CBS 115656, 2251 nucleotides. RefSeq names its product serine/threonine-protein kinase. Bases 90 to 2060 code for a protein of 656 amino acids. Gene Ontology annotation, cellular component: spindle pole body. Gene Ontology annotation, molecular function: protein serine/threonine kinase activity; ATP binding. The record is from RefSeq and is a predicted model, not a curated record. Gene Ontology annotation, biological process: intracellular signal transduction; peptidyl-serine phosphorylation. NCBI's taxonomy places the organism in Eukaryota, Fungi, Ascomycota, Eurotiomycetes, Eurotiales, Aspergillaceae. The transcript is spliced from 3 exons.
GCGGUCGUUGUUUAGAGACCCCCGUGUCAGUGAGCUGGUCCAUACCUCCCCCAGUUGAGAACGGUUGCCAGCACACUUCCGAGCCCAACAUGGCUCUCAAUAUCGACACCUCAGAUCGCCCCGGCCUCCGUCUUCCCAACCCGCCGCCACUCCUUCAUACUCGUGCCGGAAAUGAAGCUCUCGAUCGCCCCUCCACACCCGCUGAAAAUGGCUUCACCAGCCCCGUGCAAACCCCCCAAGGGAGUCCCAGCAAAAAUCGCAUGCCCCCCGGCGCAAUCGACCUGCCCAACGUGUUCGAAAAAGCUCUCAAGCUGAACCCCACCUCGCCCACCAAAGGCACCUAUAACCACUACAACCACCCCAUGUUCGCGCCGCCCCGAUCCGGUGAGGACUUUACCGAAAGUGUCAUCCGUCAGCCACCAGGCAGUCCCACGCGCAAAGCCAACAAAGAAAACACCCCUCCCAACUCCACCCGUCUCACCAAAGACCUCGGUCCGAACCCCGCGGCUGCUGCCAUCUCCCGUCAUGAGCCAUACCAGCAACGAGAUCUCGAGAGUAUUCAGCGUCGUCAGGUUCCCAUGCGGGGGUUGACCCCGGAGGAGUUGGAGAAGCUGCAGAAUCCUAGAGUUAAGCGAUUGGUAAAUGUGACACAACUGUACUUCCUCGAUCACUACUUUGAUUUGUUGAGCUACGUACACAACCGCCAAAACCGCUAUGCGCAGUUCCGGUCUUCCAACCCCGAGCCCCCCGCCACUCCGAUGGAGACGUAUGAGCCCGCUCUGCUGAAAUAUCUGGGUCGGGAACGGGCCCACCUCCGCAAACGCCGCACUCGACUCCGCCAGCACGACUUUCAGAUCUUGACUCAAGUGGGCCAGGGAGGUUACGGACAGGUCUAUCUGGCGCAGAAGAAGGAUACGAGGGAGGUGUGCGCGCUCAAGGUGAUGAGCAAGAAGUUACUUUUCAAGUUGGACGAGAUCCGCCAUAUUCUCACUGAGCGCGAUAUCUUGACGGCCGCCAAGAGCGACUGGUUGGUCAAGCUGCUGUACGCGUUCCAGGAUGACGACCAGAUCUACCUGGCAAUGGAGUAUGUGCCGGGAGGUGACUUUCGCACGCUGCUGAACAACACCGGAGUCUUGCACAAUCGCCAUGCUCGGUUCUACAUUGCAGAGAUGUUCAGCUGCAUUGAUGCGUUGCAUGCGUUGGGAUACAUUCACCGCGAUUUGAAGCCGGAAAACUUUCUCAUUGAUUCAAGUGGUCACGUUAAGCUGACCGACUUUGGCCUGGCCGCAGGUAUGCUAAACCCUGGCAAGAUUGAGUCCAUGCGGGUGAAGCUGGAGGAGGUUGGCAACACGCCGGUGCCGUUCGGUCGCCCCAUGGAACAGCGCACGGUAGCAGAGCGUCGCCAGGGAUAUCGGUCGCUGCGGGAGCGCCAGGUCAACUACGCCAAGUCGAUUGUUGGGUCGCCCGACUACAUGGCACCCGAAGUGCUCAAGGGCGAGCAGUAUGAUUUUACGGUCGACUACUGGAGUUUGGGAUGCAUGCUCUUCGAGGCCCUCGCCGGAUACCCGCCGUUUGCAGGCGCGACGGUGGACGAGACGUGGCAAAACCUGAAGAACUGGCAAAAGGUGCUCCGCAAGCCGGUGUACGAAGACCCGAACUACUUCCUGUCGCGACGCACGUGGGACCUCAUCACCAAGCUGGUGGCGUCGAAGGAGAAGCGGUUCAAGAACAUUCAGGAGAUCCACGCGCACGACUACUUCAGCGAGGUGGACUUUAACCAUCUGCGCGAGCAGCGUGCGCCGUUUGUGCCCGAGCUGGAUUCGGAGACAGACGCGGGCUACUUUGACGACUUUACCAACGAAGCGGACAUGGCCAAGUACAAGGAGGUUCACGACAAGCAACGCGCGCUGGAAGAGAUGGCGGAGCGUGAUGAUAAGAUGAGCAAGGGAUUAUUUGUUGGAUUUACAUUCCGACACCGCAAGCCGGCCAUGGACGGGCUAGGCCGCGGCUCGCCGCGCAAACCGAUCGCGACGGACGGAUCAUUCGGAACGAUGUUUUAGACUGCAUGAAUGACAGGAGUUCUAUUCGGGCACGAGCUGGAUCUCGAGGAUUGUUUUAGCGAGUACUUUUAAUGGAACGGAUACGAAAUGGGAGGGUUAAGAAAGGAGUUGUGUAUGAUACAGCUAUCGUAGACUUGCAUGAGUGCAGUAUACUAGGAUCAGAAUAGUCAAUCCUUCACUCCAACUCCUGC